AUGUCAAGUGAAGAUUUUAAAAAGUUUGAAGAGCAAUUCAGGGAAUUGUUAGCUACCAGUUUGGCUAACCAAAUAAAGACUUUUGGUACAUCACCAGGGUCAUCAUCAUCAUCAUCCUCGAAGGCAAAAACUGAAAAGACCAACAAAUCUCAACAAAGAAACAAGAAACAAAUUCGUUCUGUUCAAUUCGAUUCAGAUAGUGAAGAAGAUUACGAGGAGGAUUCAACUCCUGAUGAAUAUGAAGAUGUUAAAGUUCCAAUUAAAAAGAACUCAAUUGCUCCAUCAUCAUUGAAGAAAUCUAAAAAUGCUAUUACAUACAACGAUGACUUUUAUUUAACAUAUGCAGAUGCUUAUAUUGAAUUCACAAAGCAAAAUCCAACUACUUAUCAUGUUGUCCAAUACUUUGCCAAAUUACUCGAAGCUAAUGGAUUUAAAUACUUAUCUGAAAAGGAAAACUGGGAAGGUUCAUUAAAAUCUGAAGGUUUAUACUAUACAAUUAGAAAUGGUACAAAUGUUGGUGCUUUUGCAGUUGGUGAGAAUUGGAAACCAGAAAAUGGUAUUGGUAUUAUUGGUUCACAUAUUGAUGCCCUAACUGCUAAAUUAAAACCAGUUUCCAAGAAGGAAAAAGUUGAUGGUUAUGAAUUAUUAGGUGUUGCAAAUUACGCAGGUGGUUUAUCACCAGCUUGGUUUGAUAGAGAUCUUGGUAUCGGUGGUAGAGUUCUUGUUAGAGUUGAAGAUAAAGAAUCUACUACUGGGUUUAAAGUCAUUUCUAAAUUGGUCAGUUCUGCACCAAAACCAAUUGCAAGAAUUUCAACUUUAGCUGAACAUUUCGGUCAAGUUGCAGCUCCACCUUAUGAUAAAGAAACUAAAGCUAUUCCAGUUAUUGGAUUCAAUCCAGGUCCUGAUGCUGAGCCAACUAAAGAUGAAAAGAAAUCACCAGUUAUUGAUAAGCAUCCAUUAGAAUUAUUAAGAUUCAUUGCUGAAUUGGCUGAAGUUUCAGUUAAAGAUAUUGUUCAAUUGGAUCUAGAUUUAUUUGAUGUUCAACCAGGUACUAAAGGUGGAUUAAGAGAUGAUUUUAUUUACGCCCCAAGAAUUGAUGAUAGAGUUUGUUCAUUUGCUGCAAUUCAUUCAUUAGUUGAAUCUUUCAAGGAAGGUAUUCCAGAAGGUUCAUUUAGUCAAGUCUUGUUAUAUGAUAAUGAAGAAGUUGGUUCAAACACAAGACAAGGUGCUCAAAGUAACUUAAUCAAUACACUUACUGAAAAUGUUAUUCAAAAAUACAUUGAAAGUAAUAAUACUUCUGCUAGUGUUGGUAAUUUAACUAAAGUUGCAUUUGCAAAUACUUUAUUACUUUCAGCAGAUGUCAAUCAUUUAUUAAACCCAACUUAUAAAGGUGAAUAUUUGGAGAAUCAUUAUCCAGUUCCAAACAAAGGUAUCACACUAUCACUUGAUCCAAAUGGUCAUAUGGUUACUGAUUCAGUUGGGUUAUCUAUUGUUGAACAAAUUGCAGAAUUGAAUGGUGAUGAAUUACAAAGAUUCCACAUCAAGAAUGGUGCAAGAUCUGGUGGUACAAUUGGUCCUUACAUUUCAAGUCAUACUGGUGCAAGAACUGUUGAUUUAGGUAUUUCUCAAUUAUCAAUGCAUAGUAUAAGAGCUGCAAUCGGUGUUAAAGAUGUUGGUCUUGGUAUUAAAUUCUUUAAUGGUUUCUUCAAAUACUGGCAAGGGGUGAACAAAUCAUUCGGUGAUUUGUGA
Messenger RNA from Hansenula ciferrii, 1749 nucleotides. RefSeq names its product metalloaminopeptidase APE1 (gene APE1). The coding region runs from base 1 to 1749 and encodes 582 amino acids. The record is from RefSeq and is a predicted model, not a curated record. NCBI's taxonomy places the organism in Eukaryota, Fungi, Ascomycota, Saccharomycetes, Phaffomycetales, Wickerhamomycetaceae. The transcript has a single exon. Gene Ontology annotation, molecular function: zinc ion binding; metalloaminopeptidase activity. Gene Ontology annotation, biological process: proteolysis. Gene Ontology annotation, cellular component: fungal-type vacuole.